Molecule: messenger RNA, 210 nt
Organism: Dibothriocephalus latus
Lineage: Eukaryota; Metazoa; Platyhelminthes; Cestoda; Diphyllobothriidea; Diphyllobothriidae
Source: the annotation of a GenBank genome assembly
AUGGCGAGGGCACAAGAAACGUCCUUUUCCCGCUUCUAUGGCCUUCCCAAUGUGCACAAGGAGGGCGCUCCUCUCCGGCCCAUUGUAUCAGUGAAAGACACUCCAACGUACGAACUGGCUAAAUGGCUGUUUCGGCGCCACAAAUUCCUGACCUCUGAUGCGGAGACCACGGUCCGCUCAUCAACACAAUUCUUGGAGAAACUUAAAGGG